Messenger RNA from Pocillopora meandrina, 14308 nucleotides. NCBI's taxonomy places the organism in Eukaryota, Metazoa, Cnidaria, Anthozoa, Scleractinia, Pocilloporidae. The record is from the annotation of a GenBank genome assembly.
AUGACACGAUGUAAAAAGUGCUGCAUAAACUCGUUCCUUGUUUACUUUUUCCUGCUAUUAUGUUAUAUGUCCUUCUCCACAGCUUGGAUUUUCAGUGUUAUUUCAGGCAAUGAUAUUAACUCACCGAUCCUUUGGAAACUGGCAAAUACAGCAUCGUAUCUUAACUCAGCUCUGAACCCAUUUCUUUAUUAUAUUAAAGUUCACACGGCAACCAGGUGGACAAUCAGACAUAGUUUGAAGCUACACUGGUUUGCAGAUUUAAUGAAUGUAACCGAAGAAGUUACAAUUCAUAGACCCAACGUUUCGACACUCCUGUCUAGUGCCACCUGAUGAAGGCACUAGACAGGAGUGUCGAAACGUUGGGUCUAUGAAUUGUAACUUCUUCGGUUACAUUCAUUAAAUCUGCAAACCAGUGUAGCUUCAAACUAUGUCCCAUUUCUUUAUUGUUGGCGACUCCCUGUCAUGCGUUAACUGGUCAUGAUUUCAUUAAGAAGACUUAUUCGCCCAAACUAAGGCGUCCACUGUAUAAGGUACCAUAGAAACGGAUGUACCUUUGUGAUAUAUUCAUUUGUCACGUCGACGAUUUUUUUUUACCCUAUUGAAAUUCAUGAAUAUCAAAUAUGUCAUGAUUCCGGAUUGAAACAGCUUUUUUCGCGCUUACGUUGGUAGACUUCCAAAAUUAUGUUUCUCUUUGUUUGGUUUGUGUCAUGAACACGCAAAGCUGAUGAAAACGCAGCUUUGCCUUAAGCGUGAAGAUGGGAGCAAAUUUAUCUGCUAAGUGAGAAGGCUACCUCUAUAGUUUCUCAGAUGAUCUCCCGCUUGAUAUACUUUAAACUCUUUAAAAGCCAUCUCUUAGAGAGAAGGGUAUUGCUUUGCAGAACUUCCCAACUAGGGGAGAGGUCUUAAAAAAGAGAGAGGACUAAAUAAACAUUCACCGAGAGGCGCAAUUUGAGAAAUUGCUUUCAUCGUCAGCUCUCACCGAAUAAUAACGGAUACCGGCUUGAGAAUGCAUUUCUUUAAUUGCGGAAAGUCUGUCAUAUAUAGCACGAAUAUUACUACAAAAUUUUAAUGCAAAGAAUAUUCCGAAAUGCACGCCAAAUUAGUCCGCAUGCAUAACAAAAUCAUGGUGUAAACUUUUAAACAACAUUACCGUUACAUUAUUAUCGCGCGAUGUGUCUUUAUUUUAGAGUUUUUGUUUCGGGGAGGGGAGAGGAAUGGCGUAUUAAAGAAAGGCUGAAUAUAACGUGUUUAGAUCUCACGAUGUUCGCAGCUGUGCCAUAAACAUUUAAUGUAGCUUUCCCACACGUCGACUGUUCUUGGUCAAACUGAUCUUCAUUCGGGCUUUUGGACAACACCGACACCAAGCUCGAGGAACAGACAAACAAAUCAUAUCAUCAUUAGAACAACCCAGCCUCGUAUACGUAGUAACAAGUGAAAUUCGAGUAUUUAAUUGUUUAGGUAAAUUAUGAAUGAUAACUUUUCCUUAGAAAACUCAGGGAUCGUAAACAUGACAGUGCUAAACAACGAUCUGCGCCGAAAUUUAGUCAUGGUUGAUCAUGAAAACGUUCCACACCUCUUCAUCGUCCUCAAUUUCACCGUCAACAUCAUUCUAAUGAUAAUAUCGAUCCUAACAAACAUCUUGGUGAUAACAGCAGUGUGGAAAACGCCAUCCUUGCGCUACCCGUCAAUUUUAUUACUUUGUGGUCUUGCAUUGUCUGAUGUUACCGUUGGUUUGGUUGUGGAGCCCUUAUUUAUUGCCGUGGAACUGUUAUUACUUCGUGGUUAUCAGGAUAUCGAUGUUUGUAGGCUAACAACGGCAUUUGUUUUCAGCGCAUAUUUUGUUUGUGGAGUUUCCAUUUUAAAUGUCCUACUAACUAACGUAGAUAGAUUCCUAGCGAUUCACUAUCCACUGAGGUAUGACACUAUCGUAACUGUCCCUCGUGUUUUUUCCCUCAUAAUUUCGUGUUGGCUUAUAAUUGCUUUAGGUACGACUUUAUGGUUAUGGCAUGAGACGGCAUUUGAGUAUGUGGUUAAUGCAUUCAUGAUAGCGUUUGUCAGCACAUCAACAGUCAUCCAAAUUAUGAUCUACCGAGUAAUUCGCCGACACAGAAGAGAAAUCCAUGCUCAAGAAGAGGCAAUAGGCAUAAAACAUCAUUUCAAUAUGAGACACUUCAUAAAAAGUUGCAUGAAUACAAUCUUUGUGUACUAUCUCUUAAUAUUCUGUUACUUGCCCUUUCUCGUAGCUAAGACUGUGUACUCUGUUUCAAAGGGGAAUAUUAGUUCACCGAUAGUUUGGAAACUGGCGCACACAGCAGUAUUCUUAAACUCAGCUCUAAAUCCUUUCCUUUACUGCUGGCGACUCCAAGCUAUUCGGAAUCCUGUCAAGCUUUUACUCAGGAAGAUUCUCUGCCCCAACAGAGUCGCUUCGGCUUUAAACCGUAGUGUAUAGCAGGUUAAAACAAUUUGAUAAUGUAAGACUUUGUUUUAUUCAACUUUAUCUCAUCACUAACAUUUCCUCAUUUAUUGAGGGUUUCUUGGGAAGCUGUCAAAAGGCGAUCCCUUUCCUUGAAACAUCACUGAAAGAUAGAGAUCCUUGCCUAUUUCAUCUCAAAUAGAUUUAAAUGUAAUUGUUCGAAAUGCUUUUUGUUAGAUGCAAUCGCAUGAAUUUGUUAAAAUGCAUCGGUGCUCAUUUGCAUCAACUUGCUCUAGGGCGUAAAACGAGAACUAAGACAGAAGUCCUAUUUUACGGCAUGUAAAAACAUCGAUAGGUUACAAACUAUUUUGAUCUCUAAUAUCGGCGAAUUCUCAAAACAAAUAUGUCUGUUAUAUAAAUUUAGACACGAAAUAAGUGACAUUAGCCGUAUGAACAAAGAUUCGUGGUAUUAAUUAAUGCUAUGCAAAAUAAUAAAAUCAAGAAAUAAAGCCUUCAAAAAGUAUAUUUGGUGUCGGAGCCUUUGUCUAUCACGACGAAAUUUACAUGAAUGUCGUAAAGGAAAAGAAUACAAUCCCAGCUUGAAACGACUCUUUCUCUCACAUGCACCGCUAAGCUUCCACGAAAUAAUUUUUGUUUGUUUGAUUAGAGUCACAAACACACAAAGCUUGUUGGGGAAACGCCACUUCGCCUCCGAGAGAGGGUUUUAGUAGGGUACGAUUGUAAACUUGUGUAAACACGCUCCUUUUAACUAUCUCGUAAUAUUGUUAUAUUGAAAUAUUGUAUGCUCGUAAUUAUGUUACUUGCCCCAUCACGGGGCCAUAACUUUGAAAACUAUCUCAGAGAGUGAGGUUAGUUCACCUAGGGUUUAUAAACUGACAACUGCAGUGGUAUUUCUUAACUAAGCUCUGAAUCCGCUCCUUUACUGCUGGCGAUCUCCAGCCAUGCGGAAUUCUGUUAAACGGUUAGUUAGGAAGAUUUUUUCCACCAAAAUUGUCGCCACGGCAUAAAACAGCAGUGUGUAACAGAUUAAAGUGUCUUUAAGGAUCCGUGGCGGCGGCUUCAAUCACCAGCUUAAAAGGUAAUCUGUUACAGCUGAGGUAUAUUUCAUGAGAAUGUCUUAUUGUGGUUGAGUGUUUCAAAACCAAGACCAAAAUAGCAAUUUGAUACUGUUUUACUUUACUCUAGAUCUUUUGAAAAUUUCACUCGUAAUCAACUUAGCUGAUGGCGUGAGAAGCUUAAACGGUUGGGUUAACUAUGAAACUGAGUUUUCGGUAAUUACAGAAAGGAAAGGAUCCUUCAAAACCUUGAGCAUCUAUUUUCUAUAACUGUUGUCAAAUGAAUAUUUUAAAUUCUUUCAAGUUUUCCUUUUUUUCUAAUUUUGAGCAACCAAUUCAAUUUUCAAGAUGCUUCGAGGAUCAUGUUGUUGAUUGACGUAUGGAAAUUUCAUGGGAACAUACAUGCAUUCAUCAAAUGGGACAAUAAAAAAUAGUUCAGCCCUGGAAUUUUGAGUUGAAUUAUGGCUUUCUUAAAUUCGACUUUAUCAUAUCAUAAUAUUAUGUAUUCAUUUAGCAGAGGUUUCUUCAAUCGUAUGAAAAGAAGAUCCGCUAUACAAUGUUGUUGAAAAGAUAUAGUUUUUCCUUAUUUUAACCCAAACACAUGUGCAUAUGACUGUUCGAUAUGCUUUUAAUCACAUAUGAUGGCGUAAAUUCAUUAGAAUAGCAUCGUUGUUUUGCUGGCAUCAAGCAACUCUUGCUUUGGGGCGUCAGGGGAAAAGAGAGCUGUUCUUAAGACAAGAAUGACUGUAUUUCUUAUGUCGGCUGAUUCCCAGAAAAAAUACGACUGUUACAUAAAUUUAGACAUGAAGUAAAAUACUUCUAGCAAGGAAGCCCACAAACAGUGUAAUUGGUUUCGCGGCCUUUUUCUAUCACAACGAAAUUAUAAAUGUUAGAAAGGAAACGAAUACGAUCCCAGCUUGAAACACCUUUCUUUCGCGCUUCCGUCUCCAGGCUUCCAAGAAAUAAUUUUUGUUUGUUUGAUAAGCGUCACCAAUACACAAAGCACGCAUGGAAAAACAUCACUUAGCCUCAAGAGAGAGGCCAAAUGAGGCACGAUUGAAAAUAACUCUUUUUGAUUGUAGACAGUUACAUCUGUUCGGUAUUGAAGGUUUGCCAUUAAUUUUUUUUUUGGAAUGACAGUUUUUUUCAUUUAAGGGCUACCAUUUUGCGAAUAUUUGAAUAAACCGAUGUAAUUUAAAUUGCUAAAUUCAAAUUCAAAUUGAAGCGCUAAAAAAGUGGCACCUUCAAAACAUGGAUACACCUUGCUUAUAUAUUUCAGUUAUAACUGUUUUCUCGGUCUCUCUUUCCUAUACACAACUGCAGAAUUCUUCUCGCUGCCAUAGGCACCGCGGAUUACGACGUGUAUAAUAUGUAAUAGUUUACGAGACCAUAGGAAUACACGGAAGACAAGCGUUUUGUUUUGUUCAAUUCCCUGAAGAAACCUAAGUUAGUCGGGUGUGAAGCUUUGGAAUAAUCAGCGGCUGUUUACCUAUAGAUUCAGCUUUUUAUUCCUGUAAUGAAAAAAAGUACAUUUUUCUCCUAGAAGGUCUCCAGAGAAAACUUAGAUCUCUUGAGGCUUUAAGAGUGAAUUAAGAACCAACAAGCCAUCUUGAGGGAGCGGGGGAAUAUUAGUCCGUAGGAAUUCCAGAUUAGGAUAGGGGGAUUGUUCGACAAAAAACUCGCUUUUUAUCAACUGUAAGUCAUCGUUUUCCUUAACAUUUGUCGCCCAGCUUUAACGAAUUUGCAAAGAAUCUGAAUCUACUUCGGACACGGACACUAAUACAAGAUAAAAUACAAUAUUUCAAAUACAAUAUGGGCUGAGCCAAACCCCGAUCUAGGCCGAAUAUAUCACAAUAUUACGGAAUACACGGUUAAAUAACACUAUCGUUGCAUUAUUAUCUUGCAAUGUUUCGGUUUUUGAGUCUUGCUUUGGGGAGGGCAGAGGGGAUAAUUUUUUUUUAAAAAAAAGGGCUUACUGAAACAUUUCUAGAACUAAUGAUGUUCGCAGCUGUGUCAUAAAGAUCUCGCGUUCUUUUCCUACUGAACGUAAGACGAGGCAUGUCAAUACCAUCAAUACAAAAUGCCCAUUCUGGAUUAAGUUGAAUAUUGGGAAAUCACUUUUUUUCUGUCACUCAACCGCCACAGAAGAGAAAUCCAGGCUCAGGAACAGGCAAUACACAUAACACACCACUUCAACUUAGUGCAGUUCACUAAAACAUGCGUUAACACGUUCCUUGUGUACUAUGUCGUAAUACUGUGUUACUUGCCGUAUUUCAUCGCUUGUAUUUUGAGCUCUAAAGACAAUAACGCUAUUUCGCCGCUGGUCUGGAAACUGGUGCUAACAGCAGUGUUUUUAAACUCAGCUCUGAAUCCGUUCCUUUACUGCUGGCGACUCCCAGCUAUAAGAGGUCCCGUUAUGCUUUUAGUCAGGAAGAUUAUCUGCCUCAAGGAAGUCAACUCGGGGUAAAACUGAGGUAUAUAACCAAAGAAGAUAUUCUGCAAACUCCAAGCAACGGUUUUUAAUCAUUAAAUUCAGAAAAAAAAAUAAGGUUAUUACGGGCGCGUUUGUAAUUAUCUCAGUCAGAAAAAUGAAAGGGCUAGACAAAGUCUAGAGCACUUACAUACAAGUAUUUGUCUCUUAAUACGAUACUAGAAAAUCUUUGACUCUUCUGUAUUAGUAGUUUGAAAUUUAGUUAACCAAUUUCCCUACCAAAAUGUUGGAAAAAAAUUUAAAAGUCAAAUCAUGCAUUAAAUAUAUGCAUGCACUGAUAAAAGGAAAAACAUUGUUUAUAAUCAUCCUUUGAGUGGCGAGUCAUACAGAAGCUUACCAAAAUCUAUUUUCGUUUUAUUGAUUACAUCACACUUCCUUUUUCUUAGGAGGAGAUCUUCCUUAUUACAGAGUAACUGAACAUACACAAGUCCUUGCUCAUGUAAUCUCAAACACAUUUUAAAGACUGAGUAAGGUAGAGUGUGUUUUCAAGCAUCAGCAUAAGUUCAUCAGAGAUGCAUUGCUUUUCAUUUCGCAUCGUGCGUGUCAUGAUUUCGGGCUUGAAAAGAAGACACUUUUUGCGACAGAAAACUUAAAUUUGCUGAUUCCUAUGAAAGAUUUGUGUACCAUAGAUUUGGUAUUUGGUAAACAUUUUUAACUUAGCCACUGAAAAAUCAUUUUUAAUGAAAGUUCGUCAGUUUAAUGAUACUAUACUGGUCUUAACGUACUAUAUGUACUAUUAACUAAAAGUGCUCUAGAGUAUUAGCACACCGAUUACUCUGAAAAUAAAAAAGUUUUAUAUAAAGAAGUGCAAAAUCUAUCACAAUAAAGAAACGGUAGUUUGAUCAGAAUUUUUCAAAUCAUUGGUGCAAAAAUCUAGCUUUGAUCCUCACUUUAAGAUAAGAGAGGGUGUGGUCCUUUCAAAGUGGUUUUGCUACGUUUAAUCGAUAAACUGCAUAUUUGCAUAGUUUAAAAUCACGACCGGCUUUAGUAGUCCAAAGUAUUCUCUUUCAUCUUAACUCUCAACUCUCAGCUCUCUUUUUCGGAGCCUGGGUACGACAUUUCGGUGAGCUACUGCUUGGUUAUCUUUGCCAACCCACUCGUGGAAUUAAAAAUUUGAUCAUAUUUGAUGUUUUUCCAUCGUAAGAUCUGCCAACUAGCUUUGUUACCUUUCCCUCCAGGCUUUGACAUAUCAAACUUUUACAACACCUUUCAAGAUUGUAUCACUUUGCGAUAAAACCUUUCGCUUUCAAUAUGACAUGCGUUCUAGGUCUAUGUAACAAUGUAACAGGCUCCGGUCCAGAUUUAAACAAAAGGAACUUUCCGAAGUCUCCUCUACGAUUCGUUCAAGCUUCUGAAUGAUACUCGCUGAAAGAACCAUUUGCAAGUUUCCUGAUGAUGUUACAACUGUUCCCGAUUAAAAGCAAAGGAACUUUCUGAAGUCGGCUCUACGAUUUGUUCAAGAUACUACAUUGCGUGAAGAACCGUCAGCAGAUUCCUUGAUCACCGACCUUUGAUUCACAGUACGUAAACCAGUAGAUAACAUUGAAUAUUGCAAAAAGUAGAGGAAAGGCAACCCGUGAAUAGCUCUCCAGUGAUUUGUAAUUGAACUGGAUAUAGAACAAUUUGGCCUCUUGCACGAUAGACUUGUGCCUAAGGGUGUGUCCCCUUUCCUCAUUACUGCAUAACGUUACAGGAAGUUUUACAGUGCUUGAGCUGACAGUUUUUCAUCAAAGGCUACCAUUUUGUACAUACAGUUGAACCUGUAUUAAGCAGCGUCGUAUUAAACGGUCACCAGCUGUAAAAAGUGGUCGUUUUUCAAAGUCCCGAACUGAUUAUUUUCCCCAUAAUCACGGCGAUUUCUGACGCAGCUGUGUGUCUGUCAUGUUAUUUUACAGUUGUAGUGUUUACAUAAGCGACGUUUUAGGGCAAUACUUCGUGUACCGGGGUUCACGUGUCCUGCUCGUGAGAACAACACGUGUUUUAAAGUUGGGAAUAGAAAAUCUGUCUUUUGUGAACGUAGGACUAGAGUUUACUUCAAUUUCCACCUCUAUUAAGUGGUAGUGAUCACCUUUUACUAAAUCCCAACGGCAUGUUUUAGUCUCCCGCGGUCCCGCCUGUAUUGGACGUUCAAUUAAAACGGAAUCAUUCAAACAAAAAUAAAAAUGUUUGAAGUUGAUUUUAAUCAAGUUUCUCUCCUCAAAGUCCGUAAACAUUGCCAUCAUUCGUAGCGGCCCUACAUAUGCAAACGUUAUUAGAGCAACUUAUUUGGGAAAAUGGCUGAAAGAAAAUUUCCGAGUUGCUUUUCUGACCCAAAAUUCACUCUUAGCAUCCAUCACUCAAUCACUCCUUCUAUACACUUCUUCUUGUAAGUCCUGUUCGCUAGCGUGUAAGACUUUCGCAUGUUCAGUUUGAAUUCUUGUAUGGGGCUAAACUGAUAGCUAAGAAUUGGCCAAAAUUUUCGCGGUCUAUCAUGAAAUAACGUGUAUUUGACCGAGGGCUAAGAUCUGGGACCAGAAACUAUUACUGAUGGAUGAAAAAUCGAUCGAAAUUAAUACUGAGUGCAUAAUGUCUCAAUCAAGGUUUAAACGAAUCUUGUGCAAACGAGGCGUUCCAAUAAACGUACUUUCGAGGGCGACAAGUUGUCUUACAUUUCAAUAUUUAGAGGUCUUGUUUUUAAACCUUGUUGAUCCGGAAUUUGAAUACUCGAUCACCGAAAAAGAAACAAUGUUGAUGAACUUCAGUCUAGAAUGAUGGCUUUUAAAUGGCCUCUAAUUAACAUGCCGAUUUCUACUCAGAAAAAGGUUACGUGGUGGAUGAAAAGAGAAAAAAAAAUUGCCUUUGAAGAAUGUAUCCAAAAAAAUUAGUGAAAAAGAAAAGGAAAAAAAAAUCGCUACCUUCUGGAGUUGAUCCCUCGACCUUUUGCUUGCGGGGAGAAGCACUAGGUAAGAAAUGACGUGGCCAACAUCCAUUUUGACUUUCACGUUUGUUCGUAUCGUUUGCAAGUGGGUGCUUUAAUUAAAAUAAUAAUAAUAAUAAUAAUGAUAAUUAUAAUUAUAAGGAUUUAUUGACAGUAUUUCUACAUGAUAGCAAUUUUUGGAGGAAUUGGUAACAUGUCAUCACUGCACCACUAGUUUCAUUUUUGACCUCAUGAUGUUUGCAGCUGUCCUAAAGAUUUCGUGUUCUUUUCCUACUCGUUGGCUAUUGACUUUGUUAUUGUUCUGGGACGAAGAAGCGCUAAGCAAGGCAUGUCAAUACAAUCAUUACCAACUACCCAUCCCAGAUAAGUUUCAAUUGAGAAAUCACUCUUUCUUGCCAUAAAACAUGAUGGAAAACUUUCCCACUAACAACUCCGGUAUCGCAAACAAAACGCUUAACGACGGUUUAUGUCAUCGCUACACCGCAUUCGAAAAUGAAAACACUCCAAAUCUCCUCAUCGUCCUCAAUUCCACUGUGAACAUUAUCCUAAUGAUAGUAUCGAUCAUAGCAAACAGCUUGGUGAUAGCAGCAGUGUGGAAAACGCCUUCCUUACGGUAUCCUUCAAAUUUAUUUCUUUGUAAUCUGGCAUUGUCUGAUGUUAUUGUUGGUUUGAUCGUAGAGCCAUUUUAUCUCACCGUAGAAUUGUUAAAAAUGCAUGGUUACCCAAAAGGGGAUGAUUGUACAUUGGAAACGGCAUUUUCAGUGAUUACAUUCCUAGUUUGUGGAGUUUCGUUUGGAAACGUGACUCUUGUAAGCAUGGUUAGAUACAUGGCAAUCCACUAUCCACUGAGGUAUGACACCAUUGUUACUAUCCCGCGGGUAUACGUUCUCAUAAUUUCGUGUUGGGUUCUCAACGCUUUUUUUUCUACUAUUUUUCCGUGGAAUGAAGUCGUUUUUGGGUAUCUGGUGACAGUUGUUUGCGCAAUAUUCCUGACAAUGUCAACAUUUAUCCAUAUCAAGAUCUACCGAAUCGUCCGCCGCCAUAGAGGUGUGAUUCAAGCUCAAGAACAGGCAGUCCAUUCGACCAACACGGAGUUUAAUAUGACGGGUUUUAAAAAAACUGCCUUAAACACGUCCAUUGUGCUCUUUUUCUUACUGAUAUGUUACCUGCCUUUCACUGUAGCCUGCAUUCUACUAAUUUUGACAGACGAGUCACCUAUCCUUUGGAGAGUAGCUUCCACAACAGUGUAUUUAAACUCAGCACUCAAUCCGUUUCUUUAUUGUUGGCGACUCUCAGCUUUGAGAGGUCCAGUUAUAACUCUGCUUAAGAAGAUUUUCUGCCCUUUUAAAACCUCCUCAUCAUGUAUUUUUGGCAACUAGACUGCUCAUGAAUUUAACUGUGGUGUUUAAAUUUUAAGCUUUAUCUUUGUAAGCUGGAAAAGGUAUUUUUAGUUUGUGGAGUUUCGAAUUUAAAUGUAACAUUCACUGAUGUGGAUAGAUUCUCAGAGGUUCAUUAUCCGCUAAGGCAGGACACCAUCGUUACCAUCCCACGUGUUUUUUCCCUGAUUAGUUCGAGUUGGCGUUUGAAUACUUUUUUCGACUUUAUUCCUGUGGCAUAUGACAGCAAUUUUAUAUCUGGAAACAGCUUUAAUCGCAACUUUCCUCAGUGCGUUUUCAGCCAUCCAGAUAAAGGUCUUCCGAAUUAUCCUUCGCCACAGAAGGGAAAUCCAAGCGCAAGCGCAAGAAUCAAAGUGCUCUGUGAGGAAAUUCGUGAAUUGACACAUGAUAACAAAGUAACGUUGGGAUAUGAAGGCAUUACAAUUGAAAUGAUCAUGCCAUUACAUUUGACAAGGGUGGAUGAUGUCAUGUGUUUUAAACGUAUAUCAUUUUUGUUUCUGGUUCAAAAGAAAAGGUUGGAAGUAAAUGUGGGUGAAAAGUGAAAUUUACUCUCUGUCAUUGUAAAUAUUAGAAAACCAAGGCAAUACUGUCUUAAUGAAAACAUUAACGAUUCCCUCUUUAUUAAUUAAAUGAGACAAACGGGAACGAGUUUUGAGUGAUAUAACUAAGCCAAGACUGCCACCGUCAUUUGGGAUCUCCGCCUGGGUAGAUUUUAGUCACGUGCUAAGCAACGUAUAAUCAAGAACAAGAUAGAAUUUCAUUUCAGGCCUAUUUAUCAAUUUUGUGGUGUAUAAUUUCGCAUUUUAGUACGUAAUAUUUAUUUUGAAUCUUCAAAUUGUCUUGAAACAUAAAAGAAAAUUGUUCUUUAAAAAUUCACCGAAAAUCGGUAGCUAAAAUUGUUUGUUUAGGUGUUAUUUGAUUUUCGUGAUAACUUGUAAUUUCGUCAGUCGCCGGCAUCUUUUGUUGCUUCACAUAGGAAAAACACACGAUACGAAACGUAAUGAUCGAUUAUGUCCUCAAUCUCACGCCAUAACAGAAAAAGCUUUUGAACAUCUGUAAACUCCGAGCGCUUCGCAGUAAGUUAUAUUUUCAAUGAAUCUUCGGAUUUUUUUCAAGUUCAAGGAUUGUAAAUUACAAUUUGAUGAAAAACGAAGGUUGUUCUGUUAUUUCAUUCUGAAUCCUCGCAUGCCUGCCAGUCGCUGGCGCCGCUUGUUGAAACUAAAACGAAAAAAAAACUAUUUUAAGAUUAUCAUUGGCUCCUUUUUCACCCCACCACUAUUCUUAGCAACAAAGGUCGCCAUUUGGUUUGUUUAUUGCUCGCCAAAAACUAUCAAAUGCACUCAAAAGCCUAAAAUCGAAAAGAAGUUUACAGGAAUCGACCAAUCGAGCGAGCGAGCGAGUGCCAUUCUCCACAUCAUAUCUACAACUUGUAGAGUUGUAGAUAUGAGAUCGAGUUAAAAAGGAGUACAAAAAAAACACAUCAGGUCAAUAUGGCGCGCUUUAUGAAAACUUGUAUAAACACGCUCCUUGUUAACUAUCUCGAAAUGUUGUUACUUGCCUCAUCUCGAAGUUAUAACUUUGAAAACUAACUCAGAGAGUAAGGUUAGUUCACCCAGUGUUGAUAAACUGACAACUACUGUGAUAUUUCUUAACUAAGCUCUGAAUCCACUCCUUCACUGUUGGCGACUCCCACGACUUAAACGGUUGGGUUAAAUACGAAACGGAGUUUUUCAGUAAUUACAGAAAGGAAAGGUUCAUUCAAAACCUUGAGCAUCUAUUCUCUAUAACUGUUGUUAAAUGAAUAUAUUAAAUUCUUUCAAAUUUUCCUUUUUUUCCAAUUGUGAGCAACCAAUUCAAUUUUCAAGAUGCUGCGAGGAUCAUGUUGCCAAUUGAUGUAUGGAAAUUUUGAAACUGGAACUGAGGGGAAACAUAUAUGCAUUUAUCAAAUGGAACAAUCAAAAAUAGUUCAGUCCAAGAAUUUUGAGUAAAAUUAUGGCUUUCUUAAAUUCAACUUUAUUAUAUCAUAAUAUUAUUUAUUCCUUUAGUAGAAGUUUCUUCAAUCGAUGUGAAAAGAAGAUGCCCUAUACAAUGUUAUUGACAAGAUAUAGAUUCUUGCUUAUUUGAACUCAAACACAUGCGCAUACGAAUGUUCGAUAUGCUUUUAAUCAAAUAUGAUAGCAUAAAUUCACUAGAGUAGCAUCGUUGUUUUGCUGGCAUCAAGCAUCUCUUGCUUUGGGACGUCAAGGGGAAAGAGAACUGUUCUUAAGACAAGAAUGACUGUAUUUCUUAUGUCGGCUGAUUCCCAGAAAAAUAUGUCUGUUACAUAAAUUUAGACAUAAAGUAAACUAUAAUCAGCAGCUGUUCACCUAUAGAUUCAGCUUUUUAUUCCUUUAAUAAAAAAGUACAUUUUUGUCCUAAUAGGUCUCCAGAGAAAACAAAGAUCUCCUAAGGCUGUAAGAGUGAGUUAAGAACCAAAAAGCUAUCUUGAGGGAGAGGGGGAAGUAGAAAUAAUGAAAUGUAGAAAUUCCAGAUGAGGGGAGGGGGGUGGUUCGAGAGGAGGCUUCAUAAAAAACUGUCUUAGUUUCAACUGAGAGUCAUUGUUUUCCUUCACAAAUUUCGGCCAGCUUUAAUGAAUACCACAAAAAAUCUGAAUAUAAUUCGUUUGAAGGGCGUACGUUAUUUGACACGGACUCUAAUACAAGAUUUAAAAUGUAAAUAUGGGCUGAUCGAGCCAAACCCUAAUCUAGGCUGAAUGUAUCACAAUUUUACGGUAUAGUGUAAACAGUUAAAUAAUAAUAUUACCAUAUUAUCUUUCAAUUUUUCAGUUUUUGAGUUUUGCUUGGGGGAGUGGAGAGGGGAGAAUUAUUUUAUAAAAAGGGCUUACUAAAACAUUCUAGAACUAACGAACUAAUGAUGUUCGCAGCUGUGUCAUAAUGAUCUCGUGUCCUUUUCCUACUGAACGUAAGACGAGGCAUAUUAAUACCAUCAGUACAAAAUGCCCAUCACGUAUUAGUUAAAUAUUGACAAAUCACUCUUUUUUUGUCAUAAAAUAUGAUGGAAAACUUUUUCACGAACAACUCUGGUAUCGUAAACAAAACGCUUGACGACAGUUUAUGUCAUCGCCACAUCACAUUCGAAAAUGAAAACACUCCACAUCUUUUCAUCGUCCUCAAUUCCACCGCGAACAUCAUCCUGAUGAUAGUAUCGAUCAUAGCAAACAGCUUGGUGAUAGCAGCAGUGUGGAAAACGCCUUCCUUACGGUAUCCUUCAAUUUUGUUUCUUUGUAAUCUGGCAUUGUCUGAUGUUAUUGUUGGUUUGGUGGUAGAGCCUUUAUUUAUCACGGUGGAAUUGUUAAAACUUCAUGGUUAUCCAAAAGGAGAUAAUUGUAGGCUGCAUACGGCAUUUAUCACCAUUGGACGUUUAGUUGGAGAGGUUUCGUUUGCGACCGUAACUCUUACAAGCGUGGAUAGAUUCCUAGCAAUUCACUAUCCCCUGAGGUACGACACCAUCGUCACUAAAUCUCGGGCAUACUUUAUCGUUAUUUCUUGUUGGGUCGUCUGUGCUUUUUGUUCUAGUUUGAACCACUGGAGCUGGACGGCAUAUAGUUGUGUAGUAAUCGUUUUCAUGGCAGUGUUUCUCGGUAUAUCUACAGUCAUCCAAAUUAAGAUCUAUCGAAUCGUCCGCCGCCACAGAAGAGAAAUCCAGGCUCAGGAACAAGCAGUACACAUAACACACCAUUUCAACUUGGUGCAGUUCACUAAAUCAUGCGUUAACACGUUCCUUGUGUACUGUGUCGUAUUACUGUGUUACUUGCCGUUUUUCAUCGUUUGUAUUUUGAGCUCUAUAGACGAUAAGGCCAUUUCGCCGCUAGUGUGGAAACUGGUUCACACAGCUAUGUUUCUAAACUCAGCUCUGAAUCCGUUCCUUUACUGCUGGCGACUCCCAGCUAUAAGAGGUCCCGUUAUGCUUUUAGUCAGGAAGAUUUUCUGCCCCAAGAAAGUCACCACGGGGUAG